Molecule: messenger RNA, 1599 nt
Organism: Verticillium alfalfae VaMs.102
Lineage: Eukaryota; Fungi; Ascomycota; Sordariomycetes; Glomerellales; Plectosphaerellaceae
Product: GAL3
Exons: 1
Coding region: 1-1599 (532 amino acids)
Biological process (GO): galactose metabolic process; carbohydrate phosphorylation
Cellular component (GO): cytoplasm; cytosol
Molecular function (GO): ATP binding; galactokinase activity
Source: RefSeq, a predicted model, not a curated record
AUGUCUGCUAACGUCCCCAUCGCGCGCUCCCUCAGGGAUAUCUAUACCGACGAUGCCUUGUCAUCACAGUCGAAGCGAUGGACAACGCUGCUGUCGCGCUUUGAGCAACAGUUUGGCGAGGCUGCAGCCUUUGUCGCACGCUCCCCUGGACGCGUGAACAUCAUCGGCGAGCACCUCGACUACUCCCUAUACUCCGUCCUUCCCAUGGCCAUAACGGCAGACGCCAUCAUCGCUGUCUCCUACGACGAGACACCCGCCAAUUCUUCGUCCUUCAAGCUGACUGUGGCUAAUGUCCAGUCCGAUAAAUUCCCCACCCGCGAGUUUGCUGUCGCAGUCGACGGCGACGUGGAAAUUGAUGCCACCCAGCACGAGUGGACCAACUAUUUCAAGAGCGGGCUCCGUGGCGCUCUUGAACUCCUUCGAAAGAAACGGGGACCCGACUUCCGCCCCAAGAGAAUGAAGAUCCUGAUGGACGGCAAUGUGCCCGCUGGUGGAGGCCUCAGCUCGAGUGCGGCCUUUGUCUCUGCGUCGGCGCUCGCUGUCGUGGUCGCCAAUGGCGAGGAAGCUGUCGACAAGACGGAGCUUACGGAGCUUGCCAUUGUCAGCGAGCGUGCGGUUGGCGUCAACUCGGGAGGCAUGGACCAGUCGGCUUCUGUCUUUUCGGAGCGUGAUGCCGCUCUAUUCGUCUCCUUUGCCCCCAAGCUGACGGCUCGCCCCGUCUUCUUCCCUCCAACCAACCCCGAGCUUGUCUUCCUCAUCGCCCAGUCUUUUGUGACUUCAAACAAGUAUGUCACAGGGCCAAUUCACUACAACCUCCGUGUCGUCGAGGUAACGCUGGCUGCUGCCUAUCUCAACGCCGUGCUUAACCCGCCCGGAACGCAGUUGCCCGCCGACGCCGGACCCUUGGGCACCUCACUGCACGGCUUCCAUGAGACCUACUUCCACCACCAGCGUGCUGCCAAUAGCGAGUACUCGGUCGCGACUGGGAGCCAUUUCGAUACUCCAGAAGCUCAGCUCGUGGAGCUCAUCCGGUUGACAAAGUCAGCACUUUCGCAAGAGGAUGGUUACACACGUGAGGAAGUGGCUUCGACGCUCGGCAUCACAGUUGCCGAAUUGGAGGCGCGUUACACUUCUAAGAUCCCCAUCCGAGCCGACCGGUUCAAGCUUCGUCAGCGCGCGUUGCAUGUCUUCGCCGAAGCUCUACGCACGCUUGAGUUCAUGUCACUGAUUGAGUCCGCCGCGCCGUCGACAGGCGCUGACACGACGGAGCUCAACACCAAGCUCGGUGCCCUGCUCAACGAAACGCACGCGUCUUGCCAGACAGCGUACGAGAACAGCUGGCCUGAGGUUGACGAUAUUUGCAGGAUCGCACGCGAGGCUGGUUCAUAUGGAAGUCGCAUCACUGGAGCUGGAUGGGGUGGAUGCAGUGUGCAUCUCGUCCCUGCUGACAAGGUCGAGGCAGUACAGACAGCAUGGGACCGUGAGUACUACUCGAAGCGGGAGCUGACAGCGGAGCAAACGGCCGAGGCUACGGUGGUCAGCCGGCCAGGAAGCGGCAGCGCUGUGUUCAUCGUCAAGGAAGGAAGCAUUGGAGCGUAA